Molecule: messenger RNA, 1379 nt
Organism: Pelodiscus sinensis (Chinese soft-shelled turtle)
Lineage: Eukaryota; Metazoa; Chordata; Testudines; Trionychidae
Source: RefSeq, a predicted model, not a curated record
UGGCGCCCCGCCCGGGAGCCCCGCGGGCGCCAGCCAUGUUCUCGGAGCGGGCAGCUCCCACCGCACAGAGCCUGCUGGCGCCGCCGUCCACGGAGGCCUCCACGUUCGCCAGAGUGCCCGUGUCCACCUAUGCGAACUGCUCCCAGCACUUCCGGCUGGCGGAGCGCAGCUUUAAUCGCCAGUAUGCCCACAUCUACGCCACUCGCCUCGUUCAGAUGAGACCCCUCCUGCUGGAGAGAGCCCGGCAGAAAUGGGGCAGCAGCAUAGCUGUGAAGAAGCUGUGUGAGCUGCAGGUCGCGGAGAAGUGCUGCAUCGUGGGAACCCUCUUCAAGUCCAUGCAGCUGCAGCCCUCCAUCCUGCGGGAGAUCAGCGAGGAGGUAGUGACCCCCGGAGGGGCCCAGGGCCUCGGCACAGGCAGCAGCAUAGCUGUGAAGAAGCUGUGUGAGCUGCAGGUCGCGGAGAAGUGCUGCAUCGUGGGAACCCUCUUCAAGUCCAUGCAGCUGCAGCCCUCCAUCCUGCGGGAGAUCAGCGAGGAGGCAGCCCUGCCCCGGCAGCUGCCCCGGAGCGGGCCCAGCUCUGACAGGUUUGUCUUGCUGGUGUCCGGCCUGGGCCUGGGAGGCGGGAGCGGCGAGAGCUCCCUGGGCAUGCAGCUGCUGGUGGACGUGGUGACGGGGCAGCUGGGGGCCGAGGGCGAGCAAAACUGUGCGGCGCAGAUCUCCCGCGUCAUCCUGGCAGGCAACCUGCUCAGCCAGAACACGCAGAACAGAGACACCCUCCACAAGGUAGGGCCCGCGGAUGCCCUGGGGCUGGGGAGUGGAGGGGUCUUGGCCCAGUGCCUUUCCCCAGCACGCAGGUGUGUCUGCGCAGACUGGCGCCUGCAUGGGCAGGGGAAGCGGGCACCGGGCUGGGCACCCCUGGCGAGCGCCUACUCCACACUACAGCUGGUCACCAACCCCUACCAGGCCAACAUCGACGGGGUCCGGUUUCUGGGGACGUCUGGCCAGAACAUCAGCGACAUCUUCAAGUACAGCAGCAUGGAGGACUACCUGGAGAUCCUGGAACCCUCGCCUCUCCCCCCAGCCUGCUACCCUUUCUACAAGACUGACCCCUUCAUCUUCUCCGACUGCCCUCACGUCUACUUCUGCGGGAACGCGCCGGGCUUCCAGGCCAAGGAGCUCACAGGGGCGGACGGACAGCAGGUGCUGCUGGUGACCGUCCCUGACUUCAGCGCCACCCAGACCGCCUGCCUGGUCAACCUGCGCAGCCCCCCCUGCCAGCCAAUCAGCUUCUCCGGCUUCGGCGCCGAGGACAGCGAGAUGGACGUUAGCCACUGAGCCGCGGGGCACGGGUGGAGCUCAAUAAACCCCUCCCACCCCGUG